AUGGAUUCCAACAGAAAUAGGGCGAAUUCACAGCAGCUGCGAUCCGGCCCAAGAGCCCUGUUAAUACUUGUUAACCACUGUCACACGACAGCUUUCUCGGCUGGCCGGUUGUGGUAUGAGAGACGCCCCUUUCAGCUCAGCCCCUCAAUUUGCAAUGACCGAAUCGUGUUUAAGCUGGUCCAUGCAGCUGCUACCUUGCCAAUUUGUGACAUUAUUUCCUCCUGGACUUUCCAUUGGCGUGCAUGUUACAGCCAAGGUCCCCCGAGUCCCCGGUGGCAUCGGACAGCGCUGUGGGUCGGAUGGAUUGGGAACGUUGUCCUGGUGAUUGCUGUGAUAGCGCUGGGGAUUUGGGUUUCCCACUUGAUGUCCGAGAAGGGACGGACCCCAGCAGCCCCUGGGAGCGACGGAGCCGGGUGCAGAGAUACAGCGAUACCCCCUGGGAGCGAAGGAGCCGGGCGCAGAGAUACAGCGACACCCCCUGGGAGCGCAGACCCCAGCACGGCAGAAUGCAGCUCCUGCCUGGAGCGUUUCCGAUCCCAGCUGUGCCACCCGGCCCAGCCCAGCCCAGCAGGGGGCUCCAGGUGCAAACUCUGCCCCACGGACUGGCAGCUGCACGGGGACAAGUGCUACUGGGUCGGCAGCGGAAGUAAAACUUGGAGCGAGAGCCGCUCCAACUGCUCAGUGGUGGGCUCCCAGCUGCUGGUGAUCCGGGACAAGGAGGAGCUGGCGUCCCUCCAGGCCCUGACACGAGGCACGUAUCAGUUCUGGGUCGGACUGUCCCGCCCCUCCCCGGAGAAGGCCUGGACCUGGCUGGACGGCUCCCCGCUGGAUCAGACCCUGCUCCCGGUGUCAGGCCGGACUGAGGGGAACAGCUGUGGGUUGGUGAACGGGAAUCGGCUUCAUUCUGACACCUGCAGCUCUGGAUUGCAGUGGAUGUGCCAGCGAGAGGCCGUCCCGCUCUGAGCAGGGUACGGGGGAGACCUCAGAGCGCGGCACCAUUAGCCCCAUGUCACACGUGGGGAAACCGAGCGGCAGACACUGACCUGCCCAAAUUACACCGAGAAUUGGUGGCAAAGUGGGAAAUGGAACCCAGGAGUCCUGGCUCCCAGCCCCUCCCCCUCGCCCAGCGCUGGGAAUAGAAACCAGGAGUCCUGGCUCCCAGCCCCUCCCCCUCGCCCAGCGCUGGGAAUAGAACCCAGGAGUCCUGGCUCCCAGCCCCUCCCCCUCGCCCAGUGCUGGGAAUAGAACCCAGGAGUCCUGGCUCCCAGCCCCUCCACCUCGCCCAGCACCGGGAAUGGAACCCAGGAGUCCUGGCUCCCUGCCCCUCCCCCUCGCCCAGCGCUGGGAAUAGAACCCAGGAGUCCUGGCUCCCAGCCCCUCCCCCUCACCCAGCGCUGGGAAUAGAACCCAGGAGUCCUGGCUCCCAGCCCCUCCCCCUCGCCCAGCGCUGGGAAUAGAACCCAGGAGUCCUGGCUCCCAAUGCUACCUCAGCCUAGAGAAGAGCAAUUCCAAACUCUGGCUUUGCGUAUUCCAGCAGGGGCUGGAGAGCGCUGCGGGGGCAGGGCUUGGGCUGUAGGUGUCAGGCUCUGCAGAGCCCUGGGGCAAUUUAUCCCUCACCCCCCCAGGACAGGGAGAGAAGAGUCUGCCCCAGGUCACGUAAAUCAGCCCCGAUUCGGUGUCCAGUGGAGCAGAACUGAUUGACCCCAGCUGGGGAUCUGGGCUUUCCCCUGGAUUUCACCCGGUUCAUUUCCUUUCACCUCUCUGCCAGGUUCCGCUCUUCGCUCUCUUCCCCAACGCACCCACUGCUCCCGUCCAGCCUGUGACCUGACGCAUUUCUGCCCAUCCUGCCCUAGCGGAUCGUUAACUCCUGUCACUAACGAUGGGGUCUCAGCUUCAGAGGUUUCUGUGUGGAUGUGCUGUCCACUUGCUACCUCCUUAGAGCACCUUUAAGUAGAUCAGUGCCCCCAAUCCCGAUCCCAAAUGGAAGCUUUCCCUGUGCAUUAUUUGACGCUCUCCGGGGUCACUGUCUCUGUCAGAGGAGCCGGGUUGGGGUGCUCCAUGGCAGUGAUGGGGGCACUAUGGGGACGGCUGGAGUCUAAUGAAUGCCCUGUGACCCUGUGCCCGGCAGCCCAGGAAGAGAUGGCCUGGCAAAGCUGGAGGGCAGGGCGGCUGGCUAGGCUGAGAGGUGACCUUCCAAACAGACCCAGGUGUCUUUAGGAGCCGCCCCCGAGAAAACUGGGCUUGUGAGUGCAACAGGACAGAGCUUGUCCAGUCCCCGGAAGAGACAGGGCGGGUGAGCGCUGGCCCGUUCAGGGUUUGGUCAUGGGGCUGGACGAAGGCAACACGCUGAAGGUGCUGUCACACGAGGGAGACGGUGUGGCCUCCAACCAGAGCCCCAGCCUCUACCCUGCAGUUAAACCGCUCCUUCGCUCGAGCCCGAGUUAGGCGGCAUGAGCCAGGUGCAGGUGUCCAACUGCCGUGUAAACAUCGCCUCUGUGCUUCACUUUCCCCAUCUGUGAAAUGGGGAUAUUGCUAUUGACCUUCCUGCAUGACGCACUUUGAGAUCUACAGAUGCAAAGCUCGAGAUCGGAGCAAGGGAUCAUCAUGAUCAUGGGGACAUUAAAGGUUUCUGUUAAACCGUG
This is a messenger RNA of Chelonia mydas (Green sea turtle), 2642 nucleotides long. Its product is annotated as killer cell lectin-like receptor subfamily B member 1. The record is from RefSeq and is a predicted model, not a curated record. The transcript has 8 exons. The coding region runs from base 1 to 963 and encodes 320 amino acids. NCBI's taxonomy places the organism in Eukaryota, Metazoa, Chordata, Testudines, Cheloniidae.